Molecule: messenger RNA, 1234 nt
Organism: Coregonus clupeaformis (lake whitefish)
Lineage: Eukaryota; Metazoa; Chordata; Actinopteri; Salmoniformes; Salmonidae
Product: 2-hydroxyacylsphingosine 1-beta-galactosyltransferase-like
Exons: 5
Molecular function (GO): UDP-glycosyltransferase activity
Source: RefSeq, a predicted model, not a curated record
CGCAGCACAUCACCUAACUCCGGACGCAUCUGGACCGGAGCCGCAGCACAUCAACUAACCCGCUCUCCAUUUACCACUUUAUUUUGCGGCGCUGACAGUUUUUUGAGGAUUUAUUAUUCAUUUAUUCAUUUUUCAACCUGUCGUUCAGGUGGAAUCUGGAUAGUCUGGUCUGGUGUGAAUACCUCCCCUCCCCUCUCCCUUUCUACAGGGUUUAAAGGAACUAAGCCAUGCACCCUCCCCCGUCGCUCCUCUCCCUCCUCCUCCUCCUCCUCUCCCUGUACCCCAGUGCGUGCUGGUCCUCAAGGAUCAUCAUAGUCCCUCCCAUCAUGUUUGAGUCUCAUCUCUACAUCUUCAAGACCCUGGCCACGGAGCUCCACCUCCAGGGACAUGAUACUUCCUUGCUGGUGUCAGAGGGGCGCCAGGUGCCUCCCUCCCCCCACUACACCUUACAGCGUUACCCAGGCAUCUUCAACUCCUCCACAGCCGACAGCUUCCUCCAAUCAAAGGUCAGCAACAUCUUCUCUGGGCGUCUCACGGCGUUGGAACUCUUCGACAUUCUAGACCACUACGCACAGAACUGCGACGCCGUUGUGGGGAACACAGACGUCAUGACCCAACUCAAAGACGCCAACUUUGACCUUUUAUUGGUCGACCCCAACGAGAUGUGUGGGUUCGUGAUUGCUCACAUCCUCGGGGUUCCCUACGCUGUCUUCUCCACGGGACUGUGGUACCCUGCGGAGGUCGGGGCUCCCGCCCCUCUCUCCUACGUCCCAGAGUUCAACUCUCUCCUCACCGACCAGAUGUCUCUAGUCCAGAGGAUCACCAACACGGCUGUGUACCUGGUGUCCCGGUUUGGUGUCCAGUACCUGGUGUUACCUAAGUACGAGCGCAUCAUGAGGAAGCACGGCGUGGAGCCGCGGGUGGCCAUGCAGGACCUGGUCCAGGGGAGCAGGCUGUGGAUGUUGUCCACCGAUCUAGCCUUGGAGUUCCCUAGGCCCACUCUACCACAUGUUGUCUACGUAGGAGGAAUACUGACCGAACCUGCCAACCCAUUACCUCAGGAGUUUGAGUCGUGGGUGAGUGACACGGCGGAGCAUGGGUUCGUAGUGGUAUCGUUUGGCGCCGGGGUCAAAUACCUCUCAGAGGACAUCGCUCACAAACUGGCUGGAGCCCUGGGCAGGCUGCCCCAACGCGUGGUCUGGAGUGAUUACCGUACUCUGACCCUGUGCCUGUG